CAGACUCCGCCCCCAGGUCACAUGACUCGGGGAGUGCUCCUGCCCUGGGAGAGGCUCAGCUCAGAGGGAGAGAGGACAGCAGAGCCCACGGCCUGAGCAGCCCUGCUUGGAGAGGUGAAGAUCUCCACAGAGGAAGGAUGGAGCAGGCAGCAGAGACCAUGGAGACCUGCUCAGCCACAUCCCACAGGGGACUCCUUCCUUGGCAGGGGCUCCUGCUUGCAGCCUCACUUUUAACCUUCUGGAACCCACCCACCACUGCCCAAAUGACUAUUGAUUCGGUGCCUAGCGAUGCUGCUGAAGGGGGAGAUGUUCUUCUACUUGUCCACAAUCUACCAGCCAAUAAAAGUGCCUAUAGCUGGUUCAAAGGGGGAACUCUUGCCUCCAACAAUCAGCUUGUAUCAUAUUCGGUAGCUGAUGGAACAACUUCACAGGGGCCUGCAUACAGCCAUCGAGAGACAAUAUACCCCAAUGGAUCCCUGCUGUUCCGGAACGUGAUUCUAGGGGACACAGGAGUGUACACCCUACAAGUUACGCAACCUAAUUUUCUGACUGAAAUAGCAUCUGGACAGUUCCGAGUACACCAGCCGGUGUCUCCACCCUCCAUCCAAGCCACCAACACCACUGUGGCAGAAGAGGACUCUCUGGUCCUGACCUGCCUCACAGGUGACACCGGAGUCUCCAUCCGGUGGGUCCGCGAUGACCAGACUCUGCGGCUCACAGACAGGAUGAUGCUGUCCCCGAACAGCAGCGUCCUCACCAUAGACCCGGUCAGCGGGGAAGAUGCCGGGGAAUAUCAGUGUGAGGUCUUCAACCCAGGCAGUUCCAGAAGAAGCAGCAUGAUCAGGCUGGAGGUGAAAUCAGAAGAAAAGAACCCAGGCAUCUCUGCAGGGACCGUUGCUGGCAUAGUAUGCGGGGUCCUGGUCGGGGUGGCUGUGGCUGUCGCCCUGGGGUGUUUCCUGCUCCUCAAGGGGACUGGAAGCAAAACUGCAGCCUGCUUGGGAGCUGGUCAGGGCUCAGAAACUGGCACCUCUUCUACUUUGUUUCAGUCAUACCACCCAGAGAGGGGCGAGAGGCCACCAUCUGGGGACAAAUCAUGGCCCAGGCGACACAGGGCCACCGUCCCCAGUUCCAGGCCAGCUGUUCCCAUCUAUGAGGAAUUACUAAACCCUGACAUGAAUGUUUAUAGCCAGAUCAACCACCAAGCAGAUACUACUCUAUAAUUUUCUACAGAAACUGCUUCUAACGUCUCCAGGAUGAUGCCCCUGGGACAAUAGGACCCUGACACUCCUGACAAUAAGGGUGGCUCAGCCUGGCCACUGGUGCCCCCCUUUGCUUGUCCCAUGUUCGCAUAUCCUGUUCCUUUUCCAACUUGCCUACGUCUCUCACUUAAAAGGGCCUUGUGAGUACUCAGGACCCAUCAGGGUAAAACAAAGGAUCUCUCGAGCUGACGUUUCACGAAAUCUGUAAAGUGGCCUUUACCAUGCACAGGUUCACAGAUUCUAUGCAUGAGGACAGGUAUGACUUUGCAGGGAAUUCGCUCUGUCCCUCACUCUUCCCAAGGCCAUUUUGUCUGCUUCCUUUGCAAAAAUCCACAUAUAGGAACUAGGAUUUAGGUGACCGGGCUGUAAUGUCGGUUCCUGCAGUGUCGUCCAAGGCACCCUGAGCUCCCGAGAGGACGGAGGUGGGGUGGGGUGCUCCACACCGCCGCACCUGCCCUCCUUCUCCCCCAUGGUUAUAUCACAGCUGUUAGGAAUCAAAAUACUGAGAGCCUGCCGCUCACCCGCCCUUGACUAGUCCGUGGUGGUCAGCACCGCGGACAGCAUCUCAGGCCCACGGGUUCUCGCUGCUGCAGCAGGGAGGACUCAGAUGAGAAGGAAUGAGGAAAAGGCGUCCGUUUUUAUUCUUUCAAAGACAAGUGCAAUAGAAAGUUACUACACGGAUGAUCCGAGUCUCCUCUAUCUAAUGGAAUCCCUCUGCAUGUGUCAGUUAUUAUGGUUUUUUCACAACUGUCACAAAUCCCUGUGAGGGAGAUUAUUGUACUUGGCCUGGGGCCUUGGGGCUACUGACAGCCUGCUCCAGCCUCAUGGCGAGGGUCUCUGGCCCCGAAACUCAGGGGCUUGGGCUUAUCAAAGUGGUUGGGCCUUUGCACAGCAUAUGUAAGGCUCUGAGUUUGAUCCCCAGCACAUGGCCAUUCUCUCCAAAUGAACCUUGAGGCCCAGGUCACUGAAUGUAAAACAUUGUUGCUAUUUUGGGGGGUGGGUACUGGGGAUGAACUCGGGACUUUGCACUUUCAAGGCAGGCAGUGGAACCA
Messenger RNA from Fukomys damarensis (Damara mole-rat), 2311 nucleotides. RefSeq names its product carcinoembryonic antigen-related cell adhesion molecule 21-like. Gene Ontology annotation, molecular function: protein tyrosine kinase binding. Gene Ontology annotation, cellular component: plasma membrane; cell surface. NCBI's taxonomy places the organism in Eukaryota, Metazoa, Chordata, Mammalia, Rodentia, Bathyergidae. Bases 138 to 1220 code for a protein of 360 amino acids. Gene Ontology annotation, biological process: regulation of immune system process; signal transduction. The transcript is spliced from 7 exons. The record is from RefSeq and is a predicted model, not a curated record.